UUCUAUUAUUUAGCUUUCUUUUCUGUGUUUUUCUUUAUUUUCGCCUAUUCACAGAAACCGGCAUCCAAGGGAGAAAACUCCAACACAAGUACAGAAGAUUUAGGACGUUUUUACAAAACAACAAAUAUGUCAGCAUCUGCACCAGGGAUUUCUCAAGACUGGCUUGAGAGAUAUCAGAAGAAUUUCGAAAGUUCAGAGAAGAAUAUACUUGCUCAGAAUGUGUGCACACAGCAUAACCUGGUUGAGAUGUGUUCAAGCCGAGCCAGGAAACAAACUACUCAACAUUGCUUCUCACACAAGGUUGAGAAAGAAGGCAAACCAAUGACGGACCAGAAAGGAUCAGGAAGAUGCUGGAUUUUUGCUUGUCAUAACAUUAUGAGAAUUCCUUUUAUGAAGAAAUAUAAACUAGAUGAAUUUGAGUUUAGCCAAACUUUCCUCUUUUUUUGGGAUAAGGUUGAGAGGGCAAAUUAUUUACUGAAUGCAUUUGUUGAAUGUGCGAAGAAUGGUGAAACAUAUGAGGGAAGGCUUAUCAGUCAUCUAUUGCACAAUCCCUCAGAGGAUGGUGGACAGUGGGACAUGCUUACAAACUUGGUUGAGAAGUACGGGGUUGUACCAAAAGUUUGCUUUCCUGAGAGCUGGAGUGCAGAAAACUCGCGGAAACUUGGAGAACUGCUGAAUAAUAGGUUAAGAGAAGACUGUAUGACGUUACAUAGACUGGUGGCUGCUGGGAAGACAGACUCAGAAAUUAAUACUGAAAAGAUGAACAUGAUUGAGGAGAUUUAUCGCAUCAUGUGUAUCGUACUUGGAACGCCACCGACUAACUUUACCUACCAGUACUAUAGUAAAGGUGAAGAUGAUAAAACACCCCAGUAUAAAUCGUUUGGACCGACCUCACCACUCAACUUUUAUCGUGAACAUAUCAAACCAGACUGUGUCAAUAUGGAAGAUAUGGUGUGUUUGGUGAAUGAUCCCCGUAAACAAAAUCCGUACAACAAACUGUACACUGUACAGUACCUCGGUAACAUGACUGGUGGCAAACGGGUGCUGUAUAUCAACAAACCAAUAGAAGACCUAAAACAACUUACUAUUAAAUCAAUCGUGGAGAACAAAUCACCUGUAUGGUUUGGCUGUGAUGUGGGCAAGUCUUUCAGGGGUCAGGACGGAUAUCUUGAUCUGAAAGGGAUUGAUUACAAACUAGUGCUAGGAAUUGAUACUCUCAAAAUGAAUAAAGAAGAGAGACUGAUGUAUGGGGAGUCACUUAUGACACAUGCAAUGACUUUUACAGGUGUCAACUUACAGGACAACUCUGAAGGAAAAACACCAAAAGCAGACAAAUGGAGGGUGGAGAAUUCUUGGGGGUCUGGGCGUGGUGAUAAUGGUUACCUUGUGAUGACUGAUGACUGGUUCUCAGAAUUUGUGUACGAGGUUGUUGUCAGUAAGAAGCUUCUGGAUGCACAGACUCUAGCACUGUUGGACCAGGAACCAAUCGUUCUUCCAGCAUGGGAUCCUAUGGGAGCUCUCGCUCACUAACAGGGAACCAGAAUGAUAAACACCAUUCUAGUCUGUGAUUAUUCUUUGUGUGAAAACUGUUCAAGUAACUAAAAUAAGUAUUUAUCACAUACCCCUGCCACUUUUGCGACUCCGUAAAAAUGGUAUUGCACGGCCGUGCAUAUAUUUUGAUGUGUUGUUAUUUGCAUUAUAUGAAGAAGCUAAAUGUUAGUUGUUAUAUUAUAGGCGCGUCAAUGAAAAUGAAUCUUUUUUCGUUUCAAACUGUCUUUAUUUUUGGUAUGUGAUAAAUAGAAUAUUAAAUUUUUAUUUUUGGAAUGUGAUAAAUAGAAUAUUAAAUUUGUGCAAGUUCUGUACUAAUUUUAUUGAACUAAUUGAAAAAAAUAAUAUUAUGCUCGCCAGAGGGUCAUAUAAUAUAAUUGUAUUCAACUGUUGUUCAAUGAAUUCAGUAUUAAACUUACACUCGUUCAAUAUCCUCUAUUUAUUAUAUAAAAUUCUCUACUUUGAUGUAUAAACAACUUAGUUUUAUGAUUUCAUUCUUUGAUGAUGGUACUUACAUGAACAAAUCUAUCAACAUUCCAAACGUUUUAUUUUACAAAUUUGUUUUAUUUUCAUAAUUUACAAUGUUAUUAUUAUUAUUUUUAUUAUUUUUGGCUUGGGAACAUAAAUGUUUUGAAUUUCAAUUUAGCUCACCUUGCACAAAGUGCCAGACAGAGCUGUUUGGAUCUCUCACAAUCAGGUGCAAUGUAUGUCUGUUAACAUUUUCCUUUAAACACCCAUCUCCUCUGAUACAACAAUGAUGAAACUAUGUAUGUAUGUAUUCUAGGCUUAAUGAGGGUCCAUAUGCCCUGUCAGGCACUGUGAGUACGAACCCUUGACAUGUCACCAUUCAUGUCUUUAAAUGUACUGAAAGGUGACCUAUAAAUUUAGAUUUCAGUACUUCACGGAAUGAUACUAAAUAUGUUGAUAAUGAAACUUGGCAGUGAUGUUCCUUUUUUAAUGCCCUAUCAGAGGUGUUCAAAUAAUUCCAUGCAAAAAUUUGGUUAUCAUGGCAAAAGACAGGAAAAAAACUUUAAAUCUUACAAGAAAGACUAAAACUUAUAAAAAAAAAUAUAGUAUUACAAUUUUGACCUCUUUGAUGCUGAAAAUAAAUUGUCAUUACAGAGGAUGAUAAAAGAUAAUUGUUUAAAAAAAAGCAUAUAAAGGUUGCAGACUUCAUUUAGGUGAGCUGUAAAAGGACCAUUAUUGUCCCCUUGUUUUGGUGUUGGUUUUAUUUAUUUUAUUUAUUCAUAAUUAAGUUGCCAUAUACUGUCUUAAAGAUUAAAUCAUGUUGAUAAUUAUUUUUUGAUAUUAUUUUAUCUAUAUUUUUGUAUUCUGUAAAAUACGGUUCCAUCAAACAUUUGAUAACAUAUCAUUUGAUUAAUAAAUAACUAUUUUAUUACAAAUUUUGAUAAUAAGUCCUUAGAAUUUGAGAUUUUAUUUCAAUGAGUUUAAAGCAGUAGGUAUUCAGAUUCUUUUGUAAUAUGUUGGUGCCAGUAGGCAGAGGGUUAAGAAUUGUUAUUAUGGGCAAAACUUUCAUCAAGUGUACAAAUAAAGUGAUUUAAAGCUGCACGCCUCCAGAUGAACCAAAAUAUUUUAAGAAUUUGAGAAAAAUGUACUAAGUUUUUAAGAUAAGUCAGAAGAGUUAAGAAAUAAUUGGCAUGUAAUGAGGUAGAAAUAUGUUACAUCUAUAAAAAAAAUGCCGCCAAGGCAGUCAUAAUCAAUAUGUAUAUGUAUGUUUUUUUUUAUUUCUGAUAACAUUAAAAGAUUUGAGUCAGUGGAGGAGUGGUUAACACGUUGGACUAGUAAUCUAAGGAUAGCUAGCAGCAUGGGUUCAAACCCUGUCAGGAGCAAACCGUUGUUUCCUUGAUCAAGAAACUUUGCAUUCAUUGUUUAGUACUGGUUGGUUCCACCAACAGACUUGACAGAAUUUCAAUUAGAUUAUAGCUUCCAACAUAAUCAAACUAAAAUUUAUUAGUAUAAACUAAAAGACUUUUAGUCAACCUGGAUGUUCGCAGCUACAAAAAUUAUACUUAACAAUGUGAGAUAUGAAGAAUAGUAAAUGUUUAAAGUGUUCAAAUCCCAGAUACAGCGCUCUUUGUUAUGAAUAGGUUGAGAAUAUCCUGAAUCAAAUCAAAUUGUUUUUUAUUUAAGAAAAUAUUGUUUCAGGGCUGAAUAAGUUGUCAUGGUAAAUUUUUACCUGGUUAUGUUAUCUAAGAAGCUGUGAUGUUGUGAUUGUUUUGUUGUUGUUCUAUACAUGUAUUAUCUUUUUUCUCUUUUUUUCUUCAUCUUUUGUUUGUUUGAGAAAUUUAAAUUUCAUAAAAAAUCGAUUUUUAUUAAGGUUGAACACAUUUGAUUUAUAUACAAUCUUGUCAAAAUCAAUCACUACCUCGAAAAAUAAAGAACAUAUAUAAAUGGUAUAAUGUAUAAGGGUUUGUUUGUUGUUGUUGUUGUUUUUGUAUAUUUUUUUCUCAGACAUUUAAUGUGAUUUGUAAAUGAGGUGAUAAACUACACAUUUUGAUUUCUAAUAUUUCUUUGUAAAUUCAGUAAAAUUAGAAAAAUUUUGGAACUUCGUUCUAAUAUCUAAUGAAGUACUCUUAAUACUUAGACUUUAGUUUUCCUUUUGAUAUGGUUUGCAUGCAAAAAUUAAUUUGAUUGUGUCAAAUGUAUUUUUGAGUAUAUGCAUGAAUGAUGUGAAUAUUUAUCAAAUGAUAUUCUUGUAUACAUUAAUAUAUGCACAGUUUAUACAUGUGUAUGAAAUAAUCCACCGUCAUUUACAAUGCACAGCACAGAAUAUAUAUAUAUUCAGAUCUAUUUUCAGAUCAUUUAUAAUCAAAUAAAGAUUAAGAAAAUAA
Molecule: messenger RNA, 4400 nt
Organism: Ruditapes philippinarum (Manila clam)
Lineage: Eukaryota; Metazoa; Mollusca; Bivalvia; Venerida; Veneridae
Product: bleomycin hydrolase-like
Exons: 11
Coding region: 127-1530 (467 amino acids)
Biological process (GO): response to toxic substance; L-homocysteine catabolic process; proteolysis
Cellular component (GO): cytoplasm
Molecular function (GO): cysteine-type aminopeptidase activity
Source: RefSeq, a predicted model, not a curated record